Hansenula anomala is the source of this 1791-nucleotide messenger RNA. RefSeq lists its product as uncharacterized. Gene Ontology annotation, biological process: transmembrane transport; carbohydrate transport. The record is from RefSeq and is a predicted model, not a curated record. Lineage: Eukaryota; Fungi; Ascomycota; Saccharomycetes; Phaffomycetales; Wickerhamomycetaceae. The transcript is spliced from 3 exons. Gene Ontology annotation, cellular component: membrane. Gene Ontology annotation, molecular function: carbohydrate:proton symporter activity. The coding region runs from base 106 to 1791 and encodes 561 amino acids.
AAGAUUUGUAUAAAUUGAGCCAUGUUUCCUCAAAAUGAGUAUGAUUGAAAAGAUCUUCCUACCCCAGAGUAUUUAAACUCAUUACAGUAAAGCGUAUAAAAAGUUAUGGUUGGUAUAAUUGCUGACGAAGUCAAGUUCUUUAAGAAGAACAAACAACCCGUGAAGAAGUUACCAGUUAAUCCCGGGGACGUUCCAGAUGAUGAUGCUCAACAUUUGAAGCAUUUCUUACCAAAUUAUGGUAAAGCUUGGUUCAAAGUUCCACAUUUGUUAAAAUUGAAUCUUAUCUUGUUGAUUGUGUCAUUAACAUCAACAAAUACAGGGUAUGACGGUUCAUUGUUGAAUGCUUUCCAAUCUAUCCCAGAUUGGAGAAUGGCUAUGAACAACCCUUCAGGUGCAGUCUUGGGUGCUAUCAACAAUGGUGUUGUUUUUGGUUGUAUUUUAGGGUUCCCUUUUGCCUCACCAAUUGGUGAUAGAUAUGGUAGAAGACAUGCUGUUACUAUUGGAAAUAUUGUAAUGAUUAUUGGUACAGUGAUUCAAAGUUAUAGUCGUGCUUAUGCUAUGUUCCUUGUUGCUCGUAUUAUCAUUGGAUUUGGUAAUUUCAUCUCAUCUGUUUCUUCUCCAUCGUUGAUUUCAGAAUUAUCUUAUCCAACCCAUAGACAAGCAGUUACUGCUUUCUUCAAUUCAAAUUGGUAUUUAGGUGCUAUUAUUGCAGGUUGGGUCUCUUUUGGUACUAGAAAUGUUGGAUCAAAUUGGUCAUGGAGAAUUCCAACCAUUUUACAAGGUUUGUUCCCAGUUAUCCAAUUCUUUUUAAUUUAUUUGGUUCCCGAAUCUCCAAGAUGGUUGAUUUCAAAGGGAAGAAACCAAGAAGCUAGAGAUUUAUUGUUGAAAUAUCAUGCUGGUGGUGAUGAAUCUGUCGGUGGUGCAUUAGUUGAUUUUGAAAUGUCUGAAAUCGAGCUGGCUCUCGAACAAGAAAGACUUGCUAAAAAAAUUGCUGACAAGUCUUCCUAUUUUGAUUUCCUCAAAACUCCUGGUAACAGAAAACGUUUGUUUUUAACAUGUUUUGUUGCUUUCGUUAUGCAACUUUCAGGUAAUGGGUUGGUUUCCUACUAUUUGAAUAAGGUGUUGAACUCUAUUGGUAUCACCUCACCUACAGAGCAAUUGAUCUUCAAUGGAGGUCUUCAAAUUUAUAAUUGGGGUAUAUCGAUUAUUAUUAACUUGUUGGUCUUCCAAAACUUCAGAAGAAGAGUCGUGUUCAAUACAUCUAUUGCGAUGAUGUUGUUUUUCUACAUCAUCUGGACUAUUCUUUCAGCAAUCAAUCAGGAAAGAAACUUUGAAGAUAAGUCUUUGGCCAAAGGUGUUAUGGCUAUGAUCUUUUUAUACUACUUGGCUUACAACAUUGGUCUCAAUGGGCUACCAUAUUUGUACAUGACCGAGAUUUCCACAUACCAACUAAGAAGUAAGCUUAUGAACAUUAACAUUUUUGGUCAACAGGUGGCAGGUGUAUAUAAUGGGUUUGUUAAUUCGAUUGCCAUGGAUGCUAUAGAGUGGAAAUAUUAUAUUGUUUACUGUUGUAUUUUGGCAGUGGAGUUAGUUGUUAGUUACUUGACAUUUGUUGAAACUUCUGGCCGUACUUUAGAAGAAAUGGCUGAGGUGUUUGGUGAAAGCAUUGGUGAUCAUGGUUUUACUUUGGCUCAAAAGAAGAAUGAGGUAAAACAUCUCGAAGACGGUGCUAUGGCAGAUGACAGUGGUAGUGGAACCAGUGCUGAAAAGAGCAACAAUCUUUUAGUUUGA